CCGCUGUGUAGAUCCGCUCGGCGCUCAUCUAGCAGCUCUUAUUUCUGUGCGGGGCUGUUCUGUUCUCAGCAGCGUUUCUGCUCUGUCUACAUAUCCAGCUGCUUCAGCAACCGGACUCACUAUUUUUUUGGCUUCACCCUCCGCUGGCCAAAUCCACUCCGAUUAAUAUCGAGCGCUGCUCGGUUCAAGGGGGAUAAAGACCGAGUUUCAACUCCGGUGGAUCUGAGUGGAUCCGCCGCUUCAGCGAAAUAAGAGAUUUGUUUGUUUCUUUAACCGACGGCUUUUUCGGCUGCGUCGGUGCUUAAUUAAACUGUGGCAUUUAAAAAAAAUAUAUAUUUUAUAAAUCACCUAUUUAUCAACAGUGGUCGAGUCGAGCUUUGAAGGGGCAACACAAGGCGAGAGAGAGGGGUUUUUUAUCCAGACGCCUCCCUCUCUUUCUGUGUAUAUAACGUUAUUAAUUUACAGACGCUGAAUCGACGCUGCCGCCGCGGAAAGCUCGCAGCGGCGAUGAAUCAUUUUAACUGACAGCUUUUGAAGAAUUAGCCAGCUUAGCCAGAGACACGAACUGGAAACCGAUGGUGGUUUUCUGCUCACAUACGCAGUAAAAUACCAGGUUCGGGGAGCAGGCGCGGCUACAGCUGAUAACACUACCGACGACUCUGUUUUGUUUUUGGGUUUUUUUUUUCCUCACUAAAGGCUGCAAAGUGCAACACUUGCCGUUCGGCUCGAAAGCUUGUUUUUGUCAAAAGGGGGACCGCUAGCUACCGUUAGCUAGUCGCUCUGCUAACCCUGGACAGCUCCCGAGAAAGGCUGAGCUAGCUUCGGACAAAGGAGCAACGCAGCGGGGAAAUUUUAUAAACACCGGGCACACAAGUCGUGUUCUGGAGCGACAAACGAGGACCUGACAUGAUGUUUCCACAAUCAAGACACUCAGCCUCAUCGCAGCAGCUGAAAUUUACGACCUCUGACUCCUGUGACAGGAUCAAGGAUGAGUUCCAGUUUCUUCAAGCACAAUAUCACAGUUUGAAGCUUGAAUGUGACAAGUUAGCGAGUGAGAAGUCAGAGAUGCAGCGCCAUUAUAUUAUGUACUACGAGAUGUCCUACGGGCUGAACAUCGAGAUGCACAAACAGGCUGAAAUAGUGAAGAGACUGAACGGGAUCUGCGCACAAGUCCUCCCCUACCUGUCUCAGGAGCACCAGCAGCAGGUCCUGGCAGCCAUAGAGAGGGCCAAGCAGGUCACCCCUCCAGAGAUGAACUCCAUCAUCAGGCAGCAGCUCCAGGCUCACCAGCUGUCCCAGCUUCAGGGCCUGGCCUUGCCCAUGACCCCGCUGCCUCUGGGUCUGAGCCAGCCAACCCUGCCAGCCGUCACCACUUCCUCCGGUCUCUUCUCGCUGUCUUCUCUGCUGGCCUCCCAGGCCCAGCUGGCCAAGGAGGAGAAGGCUUCUCGUGACGGCGUGGACAGCCACCGUGAGGAGGACGGAGACAAGUCUGACUAGGUCUCGUCUCCAUGCGGCUCUUUUAUCAUAGAGACAUUAAUUCCCAGAUCUGUCCCUGCAGCCUCGCCCGUGGUUGUCCCCUUUUUGACCUUACUCAACAUGGGGUUUCUUUCUUCAACGCAGCUUCAGCUUUAGACCCCUAACCUAUCCCCUUCUGGGAAAAGCUUUGGCACUCAUAUUACAGUAACUAAAUUAAAAUAGUAGAUUUUUUAUGUCUUCUGUUUUGGUUUAAGAUGGACUUUUUCCUGUUCACUUUAGGGAUAGCUUUUUUUUUCUUUCUUUUUUUCUGAUUCAUCGUCUUUAUACUUUAGUUUCUGCAUUCUUCUUUAGUCCAGGUUAUUUUCCUCCCACUCUGCUCCUCCUCUAGUUUGGCAGGACUGAUCCGUCAGACUGCAUAAAUCCCUCAGCUGGUGUUGAAACAAGCAAGCUGUUUAACAAAGAGAUCUAUUACAAACAUUAACACAGGUUCCUUCCAAAAUCCAGUCACUUAAAAUAAGGUCCAAGUCUUUUGCAAAAUGUAACAUUCAUCUGAUGUUGGGGGGGAAACAAGCCCCUUAUUUCAAUUAUCUUAGUUGUUUCAUUUUGUUGACAUUAUGAGGGGUGGUGCUUUGCAAAAAUAUUGAAAUCUCUUAAACUUUUUUUUACAUUUUCUCAUGUUACAGCCCCAGCCAUCAAUGCCUCAAAAUUAGUCCAUAGUUGUGAAGUGGAAAUAAAAUGACACAUGGCUUUUUUUUUCUUUUUUUUAUCUGAAAAGUAUGGUGUGCAUUUGUUUUCAGACCCCUCGUCUCUAAUGCCUCUACACAUUAUGUAAUGUAACUAUUUGUACCUUCAGAAGCCACCUGAUCAGUGAACAGAGUGCACCUGUAGGUCAUUUAAUCUCUUUUAAAACAGAACAUUAGUGAACAUAUAGCACCAUGAAGACCAAUGAACACAGUAGACGGGUCAGGGAGAAAGAUGUAGGGAAGUUUAACUUUCAGUCUGAAUUUAUCUCAUUUAUGUAAAAUAAUAUUUUUUUUUCUCCCAGGCGUAUGUGAAAUUGACUAAAAUGUGUCAUGAAUAUAUUACAUAUUAUUAUUAUAUGAUUAUUCUUUAUGCAUUGCCUCAACCUGCGGAAUGGUGUCAAAUUGUCUCUAAUGUGGUCCUUACUAUAUUUAUCUAAUAAAUAUCAGCUGGGAGUAAUUAGAAACAUAGACCAUCUUGGCAACAUUAACACCAGAACUGAAUUAAGGCAAAUUAAACUUAAUAGUUUACAUGGGAAUAAAACAAGGUUAGAUUAUAAAAACAGUUGGUUUUUUUCACUUAUGGGAAAAUGUCUCGUUAUAAGGGGAAAAAAACAACUAGUAUUUACUUAAGACAAAACUAACUGUUUAGCAAGAUGUAGAAGUUUGUUUUAUUUCAAGCGUACAAAAAUAUUUCUACUAGGAAGUAGACAAAAAUACGUUGUGAGAUUUUGUGUUUCUUCGGUUACAUGAUUAAUGUUGAGCUGUUUUGCAAAGAAAAAUGGGCAUGGUAAUUCUCUCCACAUGUGCAAAGCUGGUAGAGAUGAAUCCCAAAAGACUUGCAGACGUAAUGGUAGUAAAAUCUGUUUCUAUGAAGUAUUAAUUCAAGGUGAUUGAAGGCAAAUGCACAACUCACAAUUUAGGAUAUGUAAAAAAACAAAAAAAACAAACUGUGCAUCCUUUUCCUUGCACAUAAAGAUUUGGCUAUGAAAAACAUUUUAAGGAGUAUUGAUACCUUGGUAAGACUCUAUACAUUAGAUUACCCACCCAGUACCUUAACCAAGAGGCAUCAUCAACCAGAGCUGUGGUAACUUAAACUGCAACCGAAACAACUGAAACCACCUCAAUUCUCUGCUCCUCUGUCAGCUUUUUUUCAUAUUUAAUGUGCACUUAUAUUGGAGCAGACACUAAGGGGAGGGAGUGUGGUGUGUGUUUGACAGCAGAGGGCAGCGCACGCCUUUGAACAAUCCUCCUAUGAACCAAGGACAAGACAACAGCAGCAUACAGGCCAAGUCUGAUAGGGAAUAGUUUAUUUAUUAGCUCUGAGCAUCCAGUUCAUGUACUUAUUGUACAUGUUGCUCUCUAAAUGAUCUAAUUAUGAAAACAGAGUCGUAAAUAAUCUGUUCUCUCAGAUUAAACCUCAAGGUGAAAGGAUGUUCAUGAGCUCUAAAACAAAAAGCUAUGGUAUGUUUACUGCCUGCCACGUAAUGCAAGCGAGUGGCAACUUAACAUCAUUGUUCAGUACAAAGUGUCGCAUAGUGAGGAGAUAUUUUGUUGCAAUUUACUGAUCACCUUAAUACCCUUAGCACAAAAAACGGUAAAGUAACAGUCAGACUAAAAAAAAUAUAAAGGCCAUAAUAAAUUAUUUCAGAACGUUUUACUGCCGUUGUGAGAAACAUCUUGUACGGUUCAACGUAAAAGCAAACCCACAUGUUUUAAAUUGCAGGUGCGUUCUCUAAGAUACAAAAGCAUGGUUGAGUAAGUGUGCACCUUUUGCUGAAGCAUCGGUUGGAUCCAGCUUAGCAAUGUGUCUUUGGCAGGAGUCUUUCAACAGGCCAGAUUCUAACUUAGCAAGAGUUUCCUCCACCUUGCAAAACUCUUCUAUACGAUUCUUUGAGAAGUUCUUUUCCACAGCCGUCUUCAGGUUACCCUUAAGAUUUUUUUUUUUUGCCUGAUUUAGUUUCAGAUGCUGUCUAGUUUAUUCAAAAACAUGUUUUCUUGUGGUGAAGUCCUUGUCUUGGUAAUUUAGAUGUAAGCUCUUUCUCAGUGAUAUUUUAUCUUCAGCCUUCAGGCCGAUGUUGGAAGGCUUUGGCUCAAAGCUGAGUGGUAUUUUUAACUGUUCAAAAUUUCAUAUGCCUUGACAAAUCUAGUCAGAAGAAAGGUGAACCAGAGCAUGAGGCACCAUGGUUCACUGUUGACACAGUGAUCUUUUGGUGAUGCACAGUUUUGGGGUAUUUUGCCAAAAUGGAGUUGUGGCCCAGAAAUUUUGUUCUACCAGACUCUUUUGGUUUUGCAGACAAAAUCCCAGUAGAUUUUGGGAGAUUUCAUCCAGACUUGGAUGUUUUUCUUUGUUCUGGCUUGCAACCCGUCUUCUUAGUUACCUAAAGCACAACAGAUAUUUACUGAAGUUCCUGUAGCUUAACUGGUGUUACUGACCCGGUCCCUGGCCAGUUUCAAAACACACAACUAACUUUUUAGAAAUGUAAGCAGCAUAUUUUCUAAAGUCUUCAUCAGACCUAGGUGCAUUUGUCAUUCGUUUGGGUUUUUUUUUUUUUGCAUUCUUCUCCUGACUGAUACCUUUAUUGAAUUGCACAUUUUUGAUUCUCUGUAUCUGUGCUGAAAAUAGCAGCUUUAGCUUGAGGACUCAAACUAGCAGAAUAUUCCAAUGAAACCUUUUUUGGUGUAAACAAAUCGACUGUAAUUUAUGAUGGCUGUGUAUUGGUUUAAGGGUCUGCACAUCUGGACAAGCAGUUUAUUUUUUAGUUUGAGUUUUAUUCUGGAAAAAAGGCAUUUUUCAGUUGAAUUGGAUAUGAUAUAUGUUGCAUUAAAACAUUUUUAAAUGAUUUAUGCUGUCAUGUUGUUUUACAUCCCAAAAAAAACAGAUUUUUGGCAAAGCGUAGACUUUUGAUAUUUGCCGUAUGCUCGUCCUUUUUUUUUUAAAACCUCUUUUAUAUAGGGUCAUUUGAAUGCAGUGUUGGUGUUACAACCCAAGUAUAUAUGCCGAGUGAAUUCACACUCACUUGAGAAAAGUCUAAUCAGGAAACAAUAGUGUGUGCAUAAAUUGUUGCUGUGUAAGGUUGUUGCACUUAACCCCAGGACACAGUUAUAAAUAUUGGCUUUCCCAGGAGGUUUUAAGAGUUAAACUCAAACACUUCAUACACAUCUGAAUUUUCAGAAAGGUUUGGCUCAGUGGUAGCUGGACCCCAGAAAUAAGGACCUCAGUUGUAACAACUGAAAAUGUAGUUGAACUUUGCAGAAACACACACACUUCCCUUUGUUCUAGUAGCUGAAUGACUUGACCAGUCACUGUCUUUACAGAAGCCACAAUAUGGUUUCUGGUAAGAUUACUGAACGCAUUUUCCACAAAAAUGGAGAAUCAUUUGGACAUUUCAUCCAGUAGAAAGGGUGACAAUUGACUUAUUUGAAAAUCACAUUGGAUUUUCAAACAAGCCCAACAAAGUCUGAAUGUCUCCAAAGGUAAACCUUUUCUUUAAUUAAGCCUGCAGUUGUAUAUCUAUAGCACAUUGUGUAUAAACAGGUGUACAGAUCUAGUAGUCAGUGAUAAACCAAUCGAAACUUCUUCACACGCUUGUGAAAUAAGCUUGCAGCAAGUGCUCACAUGUUGCUUGUAUCUUGCUACAUCCUUCACUUGUCAUAGUGAUGCCCAGAUGUGUAGACGGAAAGCGAAACACAUCAAUGCAUGUCUGCAGGGAACAGAUUGAUUUUGUUCUAUUGGAGAGACUUUUUUUUAAAAGAAAUUUUGUGAUCAAUGCACUUGAUUUCCCUCCUCCCCAUUUAUUUCAAACUGUACUCAAUAUAACCUAGAAGGAGAACUUCAAAGCCUGUGUUAUAAUUAAAUGAAAUUCUAUGUAUAUGUUCAAGUAGUCGGAGGUGCUUGCCUCUCUAUACAGUUAUACAUAGAAAGCUUUAUGUGUAUAUGGCUGCAUCUUCUCUCGUCUGUCCUGAAUGAUUCUUGUGGUGUUGUUACAAAAACCGAUGUGACACCUGAGGGGGAAAAAAACUGCAGUACAUUCACCUUUUUUACCCUUUGAGCCCCCAUCCCCAUCUUCUUUUUUCAUUCUCAGUCUCCCCUUUUUUCCUCCCUGACUUUCUUGCCCUUAUAGAGUGAAACAUUGUAAGCAUUUUGAGCUUUGUAAAGGUCUUUUUUUUUAAAUACUUAUUUUGUGUAUAAUAUAAAACAAAAAAGUGUGUACUUUGACAGAAAACAACGUGUGUAUGAAACCAUAGCUUCAUUUAAGCCAAAAAAAAAAAGGAAAAAAAAAAAAGUGCAACAAAAAUUUAC
Molecule: messenger RNA, 6519 nt
Organism: Xiphophorus maculatus (southern platyfish)
Lineage: Eukaryota; Metazoa; Chordata; Actinopteri; Cyprinodontiformes; Poeciliidae
Gene: tle5
Product: amino-terminal enhancer of split
Exons: 7
Coding region: 907-1497 (196 amino acids)
Biological process (GO): negative regulation of canonical Wnt signaling pathway; regulation of DNA-templated transcription
Cellular component (GO): nucleus; transcription regulator complex
Molecular function (GO): transcription corepressor activity; protein binding
Source: RefSeq, a predicted model, not a curated record